GAGCUAUAAAGAUGUGCAGGAGUGGGACUCGCACGACCCGGACUGCGGUGGCGCGAUGCAGUCGCCCAUCAACAUCAACACGGCCGAGACCGUCUUCAGCCCGCAGCUGCGGCCGAUCCAGCUUGUUGGCUACAGCCUGUCCUCCAAGGAAAUGCUCAAGCUGAAGAACAACGGGCACACAGUUGUCCUUGAGCUGCCCGAGCUGCUGGCCAUUGCUGGGGGCUAUGCCCAGCAGUACAAAGCCGUGCAGCUGCACCUGCACUGGGGUUCUCCGUCAGGACCUGGCUCGGAGCACACCGUCAAUAACCACCGCUUCCCCGCGGAGAUCCACGUGGUCCACUACAACACCAAGUACAACAACUUUAAGGAGGCCAUGGUCCACCCUGAUGGCUUGGCAGUGCUGGGAGCCUUCCUGGAGGUUGGGCCCAGGGAGAAUCCGUACUAUCGGCAGAUACUUGAGCACCUGUACAAAAUCGAAGGAGAAGAUGAAGAAGUCUUGGUGCCUGGGUUCAACAUCGCAGGCCUGCUUCCCGCCAACCUGAACCUCUACUUCCGCUACAACGGCUCUCUGACCACCCCUCCCUGCUACCAGACGGUGAAGUGGACGGUCUUCAACCAGACCGUGCAGCUCUCUCAAGAUCAGGUCUGUCAUGGCCCCAGGCUCCCAGCUGGCCCUUGUGCAGCUUCUGGAGCAGCCCCUGAAGCAGGCAGGGGCUCUGCUCUGCUCACACCGCUCUCCUGCCAGAUCUCCCAGCUGGUGAUGACCCUGAGAGGGGACGAUGACAGCCCCCUGCAGAACAAUUUCCGAGGCGUUCAGAAGCUGCACGGGCGACACGUGCUGGCGAGUUUCCAGAUCACCCUCCCAUCAGUGAAGCAGCUGCCUGCUGGUGGUGGUUCAGCUCUUUCUAGUACAGAAAAACACAGCAGUUCAUUCCAGGCAGGGGACGUGCUGGCCGUGCUCUUCGGAGUGCUCUUUGCCGUCACGGCGCUGGCCUUCCUGCUCUACAUCCACAAACACCGCAACCAGAAUGCACGGCUGGACAAUCCAAGCAAAUCCAAGGUCAUCUACACAGCAGCCACCACAGAUGAGAAUGCAGUGUGAGCCACGUGCUGCUGCUGC
Molecule: messenger RNA, 1120 nt
Organism: Tinamus guttatus (white-throated tinamou)
Lineage: Eukaryota; Metazoa; Chordata; Aves; Tinamiformes; Tinamidae
Source: RefSeq, a predicted model, not a curated record